Molecule: messenger RNA, 403 nt
Organism: Ilex paraguariensis (yerba mate)
Lineage: Eukaryota; Viridiplantae; Streptophyta; Magnoliopsida; Aquifoliales; Aquifoliaceae
Source: the annotation of a GenBank genome assembly
AGGAGCCCAUUGCCUUCAUGGGAGGGAUGUUUGCAGGACUUUUGAGGCUUGAUUUGAACGAAGAUCCCCUCAAGGAAUGGGUUACUAGGACUGUUGAAGCCUCUGGGAUUACGGAAGAAGCGAUCACUUCUGAAGAUGCCAAACAAGAAGAAAUACCACAACAGAUAGAGAUUGAAUGAUAUGUACUUCAAAUUUUGAUUGGUAUAUUAUCAUAUGGUCAUUAUAUAAUUCAAGCCCACAUGGUGGUGCCCCAACUUGCAUAUAAGCACCAUCUGGAGGCUUUGAACCUCGCCAUCCUUUGUCUUCCUGAGAACUGUUCAUCUGAUGUUUAGACAAUUUAAACAGCUGAAAUCCGUAUAUUGCUUGAAUUUGAUUAUAAAUUUACAUUCAAGUUGAUGAUUGU